UUUGUGGGGUCUAUCCUUACAUACCCUAGGUACACUAGUAUUAGUUACUAGGUAUCCUUGUUUGCUCUUGUCCUCCUUCAAGCUUGUUUCCCCUCUACUCCCGUACUGACUGAGACUUUUCUCCACUUACACCAACCACGCGAUCCUCUCUCCUUGACGCGACGACCAUUAUCCCGUUGUCAAUCGUGGCAAACAGAAUCUUAUAAAUCAUUUGCCAUCGUCCAAUAAACGUAUGACUUGUUUUUCUUUUAACUAGCAAUCAAUUUAUUCAAGUGUUACCUCAAUCCCGUACAAUCAGAAGCACCAUGGCGCCAUCUGAUGAAUCUCUCGAGAAGGAUCUCCGCGACGGAGUUCGCGCCAUUGUCGAUGAACGUGGGUGGGAUGAAGUGACAGUGAACAAUGUCCGGCAACACGUCGAAAAGAAGGGUGGACUCAAGAAAGGAUUCUUCAAGGAAGCAGAUUGGGAAGCGCGUAGCAAAGAUAUCAUUAAGGAAUUUGUCGCCAAAUUAUUAGCCGAAAAUGACGAACCCCCAUCGUCUCCAGCAGCAGCUAAGGCCAAGCCCGAACCUAAGAAUGGCGUCAAGCGACAAUCGAGCGAAGAGCCCUCCCCUGCUCCAAAGCGGCAGAAGAAAGCGGCCCGCGCCGCCCCUUCUAAGAAAGUCAAGUCUAAGAAGGAGGAAUCAGAGUCGGAGCUUAGUGACCUUAAAGACAUAAGCGAAUUCGAAGAGGCACCAAAGGAACCAACUACAGCAGUAUCCAAGAAGGAAGACUCGGAUUCUGAGUUGAGCGAUCUCAAGUCAUCGGAGGAUGAGUCUACGAAAGUCAAACCACAAAAUUUGGCUUCACGUCGCAAGUCUAAGAAAGAAGAGUCGGAGUCGGAGCUGAGCGACCUUAGCGAUUCAGAGCAUGCACCAAAGAAGAAGCAGAAGCAGAAGCAGAAGCAGAAGCAGAAGGGCUCGAAGAAAGCCGCGCCCGUUCGCAAAUCCAAGAUCGGGAUUAAGGAAGACGAAGCUAGUGAUAUGGAAGAUUCAUCGGCACCCAAGAAACGAAAACGCGCAGGUCCUAUUAAAAAGCGCAAUAGUAAGCCUACGAUAGCAGAGUCCGACGAAGAAGAAGAUUUGGUUCCUGAGAAGAGCGAGGCUAUGGUGAAGGAUAAUACGGACUCGAACAUCGAUGACAAUGCUGAGACAAGCAUAAAGGCUAGUGGCCUAGCCACGUCGAAAUCCGAGGAACUGGAAGAUUAUACCAAACCAAAGGAUAUAGACGACCAAGACACCAAAGCGGCAAAUGGAGACGACUCGAGCUCUGAAUUGUCGUCUGUCAUAGACGACCCACCACCCAAGAAGCGUCGAUCUAAAGAUGCUAAGGGAGCUUCCAAGGGGGCUUCCAAGGCUAAGCAGACUAAGGAGCCGUCUGGAGAUGAAGCAGAGAUCAAGAAAUUGCAAGGACAGCUACUUAAGUGCGGGAUUCGUAAAAUAUGGGGUAUUGAACUGAAGAAGUACGGCGACGACAGCAAAGCCAAGCUUAGACAUCUGAGAGGGAUACUCCGAGACAUUGGGAUCGAGGGUCGAUUCUCCGAAGCAAAGGCCAAGGAGAUAAAGGAGAAAAGAGAACUCAUGGCCGACCUGGAAGCAGUCACCGAAAUGAAUCGAAACUGGGGAAGCGGAGGUGGCAGUGGUCGUGCUUCGAGAAGCAAGGCUAAGACUGUUAAGAAACCCACAGAGGAAGAGUCCGAUGGUAAUAACGAGGAUGGAGGCGAGAAUGAGGAUGGAAUCAAGGCAAAACCACGAGUUUCGAAACGAAUGGCUGAUUUGGCCUUUCUCGGCAGCGACAGCGGAUCUGAAUAGUCUGUCGGGUACCUGGUAUCUACAGUGGAGGGUUACGUAAUGAUUCUAAUACGCCAGUACCUAGCAGGCUGUGUAUCAGUAGUUGAUGAGGUGAUGGAUAUUUUUACAAGCAUUUCUAUUUGCUAACAUUCAUCUUCUGAGCUAUAAGACUGAAGACGGCAACUGAGCCCAUGAAUAAGACGGCAUUGUAAAAAGCCCUGCGUGACACUUCUCUCUCCUCGUCAUCCGACCUUGCCUCGAUGAAGAGCCGGCGUAGAUUUGGAAGGUUCGCCAUAGAGAGUUGAGAUGCGUAGAGAGAAACAGUAGGUAGUUAUUAUUGGAGUAUACUUAGGUAUGAUAUUGGUGUACUUAGUGGUGUGUCAAGACUCAGGUUGUGUUGUUGCAGCCUGAGUGUUGAAUUGGAUAUGGAGCUUGGGCCAGGUCAAGAUGGCGGAUUCAUCAUUGAUGCUUGAGACUUCAGCUGUGG
Molecule: messenger RNA, 2313 nt
Organism: Hypoxylon fragiforme
Lineage: Eukaryota; Fungi; Ascomycota; Sordariomycetes; Xylariales; Hypoxylaceae
Exons: 4
Coding region: 306-1847 (513 amino acids)
Cellular component (GO): nucleus
Source: RefSeq, a predicted model, not a curated record